AUGGACCAGAUCAUCGACCACAAGCCCAUUGGCGCAGGGCUAGAUGCCUUUCGCGCCAACCUGACCUCAGUCUGCGAAAGCAGGGGACUCCCCUUUUCGGUCGAAGCCAUACUGAAUCUCAGCCCCGAGGAUCGUCAGGAUAUUUCACUGGAUCUGGUACUGGCUUUGCAGGCGCUUCCUGCGUCUCGGUUAUUGCCGUCCAUCGGGGGGUGUAAGAACCUCUUCGGGGACUUGGCAAGGUGGAGUGAAAGUAUUAAUUCCGAUGAGUUUGAAUUCGACCGCAUCGUUCCGCUGUUGGUUGCGGUCCUCGAUCGAGAACCGGAUGCUGUUGUUUGGGAUAGUCUACGCUGCGGCGGCACCACCACCACCACCGCGUAUGCUAUGCUCGAGGAUGAGCUAGGCUCGAUAUAUACUGACGUGCCUGGGUUCGACGAGGCGUACUUUGGUACUGUGGAUGGUCUCCAGGAAGUGGCUGCUGUCGUUUUCAGUAAGCUCAAAGAUGGUGAUGAUUUCUUAUAUUAUGACGAGACUGGCUGGAUUGGCUGGCCUGAACUGGCUGAAGAAAAACAGGUUCUGGAUUGGCUGAUCAAAAUAAUUGACACGAUCAAGAGAAUCGCAACGGAGAUGAACUUCCUAGCAAAGGACUGCCGCAGCAUCUUGGGGUGGCCUUACCAGCCACUCCAAGGCUCUGCGACCUCUCGACAGUCAGCUGUUGGGGUCGUCGAUUCCAGAGAUGCGAGCAGUAAACAAUCUGAAGUAAAUUGGUCAAAUGUACUCAUCGUGGGAACACUCAAACGGAGCCCUGAGAUGGAUACAGCCUCGAGAACCUGGAUUGGUCUUGGGCGGGAUGCGCGGGACGUUUUCACUGCCCAGGAUUCUCGUCGCUUCGUCCUCGGGUUUACGCUAUGUGGACUGAUCAUGCGGUUAUGGGGAUUUGAUCGCGUGGGAGCUGUGUCAUCUACGCCGUUUAAUAUCAACGACGAGGGUGUCCGGUUCGUUCUCUCAAUUCUAGCGUUUCUUCGGAUGAACACAGAGGAAUUGGGCUAUGACUCUACUAUCGUUAGCACUUCGGACGGUACUCGAUGUCUUGACAUCGUGCGAGAUGGGCAACCAGAGCGUCUCAUUCUUGACGGGCUUAUCAGGAGACCUUCCUGUAUUGCCGGACGAGCCACGACGUGCUGGAAGGCCCGCCGCGAGGGCAACAAAACACCUCUUGUCAUCAAAGACUCCUGGCAGGACCCGGGAAGAAAGCAUGAAGGAAUCCAUGGUAGAGACGAUGACAUCCAGGGUGUUGUACGCCGAGGCCUGGACUUGAAGCAAGGCAGGAGAUACCACCAGGACCACUCCACCCUCCUCACCUUCGAGGCCAUGGCAGACUCCGCAGAGGCUGCCCAUUCUCCCAGCACCGCCGGGCACAAGCGGACAUCCAGCCAUCUCAGCCCCCGGUGGUCGCCUCCCAAGCGCACUUGCCAGCACGACCCGGGAGAAAACAGGGUCCAUCGGCGCGUCAUCGUCCAAGACUACGGAGUGCCUAUCUACCAAGCAAGGUCCCGUCUCUCCCUCCUCUCUGCCAUUGCUCAAUGUAUCGAAGGUUACCACUCCCUACACCUGAAAACUGGUCUCCUUCACGGCGACAUCUCACCUACCAACCUGAUGCUCAACGAGUCCAGCAACCCCGUCCACUCCCACGCUUUUCUCAUCGACCUAGACCUCGCCCUCCAAGACCAGGACCAGCACCAACAACACGCUCCUCCCUCAACCCCACCUCCCAGAGCCAAACCAAGAGGAACCCGCGCCUUCAUGGCCAUCGGCCUCCUCCUCGACGAGCGCCACUCAUACACACACGACCUCGAAUCCUUCUUCUGGAUCUGCAUCCACCACGGCCCCACCGGCGCGGUUUCCACCCGCUUCGAAAGAUGGAAUUCCACAAGCCUCUCUGACCGCGAGCUCGCCGACAUCAAGAAAGGCAUCGUCGCCCACGAGCCCGACUUCCUGGUCCUGACAAGGCGGUCUUUCACGCCAUUUUAUGCCCCGCUGGCCCCGUGGGUCAAUUCGCUCCGGAAGGUUGUGUUUCCGCGCGGGGGUAGGCUUGAAGUCGAGGAUGUUGAUCUCUCCGGGCGUAUGGUUUCAUUGCUUCGUGAUGCUUGUGAGGAUCGAGGGGUUGGGGCGGGUUGAGUGGAUGUGGAUAUUGGUUUCGGUGCUCAGUUCAGUCCUUGGUGCUGUUUGGAAG
This is a messenger RNA of Aspergillus steynii IBT 23096, 2230 nucleotides long. Its product is annotated as protein kinase family protein. Gene Ontology annotation, biological process: protein phosphorylation. The record is from RefSeq and is a predicted model, not a curated record. NCBI's taxonomy places the organism in Eukaryota, Fungi, Ascomycota, Eurotiomycetes, Eurotiales, Aspergillaceae. Bases 1 to 2175 code for a protein of 724 amino acids. The transcript has 5 exons. Gene Ontology annotation, molecular function: protein kinase activity.